AUGAAGAACCACGCGGCAGAUCUAGCCAUAAGGUUCAACAGACGUGUCGCAACCUCCUUCAUUGGCCGGUUCUUCAGGCUAGAAGGCAGUAGUGACAGAACGGUGAUCGACGGGACGACAUUCUUGAAAGAAGUUCGUGCUGGGGCGACGACCUUUGCUGCUAUGACGUAUAUCAUUGCUGUUAAUGCUUCUAUUCUGUCGCAGACGGGGGGGCCUUGUGUUUGUGAUGAGACCGAUAGGAUUGAUUGUGAUAAGAUUGAUAGUUAUGUGAUGUGUAAAGAGGAGGUGAGGCGAGAUCUCGUCACGGCGACGUCAGCCAUUGCAGGGCUGGCCAGUCUUGUCUUCGGUCUCUUCACCAAUCUCCCUAUAGCCCUCGCACCUGGCAUGGGCCUCAACGCCUACUUCGCCUUCCAAGUAGUAGGCUACAACGGGUCUGGCAGUAUCCCCUACGGCGUCGCAUUAACAGCCGUCUUCACAGAAGGUCUCAUCUUUGUCUUCCUAGCACUAACAGGCAUGCGACAAUGGCUCGUCAAACUCAUCCCGUCAACUAUAAAAUCUGCAACGGGAGCUGGUAUUGGUCUGUUUCUCACUGAGAUCGGCUUGUCUUAUGGUUCGGGUAUUGGUGCUAUUACUGGUGGUUUUAACGCGACGCCGUUGGCGAUAGCUGGAUGUCCUGUUGAGAGGAUUAAUCCGGAUACGCAGAUGUGCGAGGGCGGGAUAAUGACUAGUCCAAAGCUUUGGACUGCGAUAUUUGCUGGUGGGUUACUGACGGCGUAUCUAAUGGCCUUUCGGGUCAAAUACGCUUUCGUCAUUGGUAUCGCCUUUGUUUCUAUCCUCUCAUGGCCGCGAGAUACUGCUAUCACAUACUUCCCUCACACGCCAGAAGGAGACUCCCGCUUCGAGCUCUUCCGCAAAGUCGCUGCUGUCAAUCCCAUGAAGCAUACCCUCAACGCUCUUGACUGGAACGUCGGCCAACACGGUACUCAAUUCGCCCUCGCUCUCUUCACCUUUCUCUAUGUCGAUAUCAUCGAUGCAACAGCAACUAUGUUUUCGAUGGUCCGCUUCUGCGGCGUCGUGGAUGAUCGAGAUGGAGAUUUUCCUCGUUCAACACUCGCAUACUGCUGUGAUGCAAUCAGCAUUUCGAUCAGUGCGCUCUUUGGUUGUUCACCUGUCACGGCGUUCAUUGAGAGCGGCGCUGGUAUUGCUGAGGGCGGACGCACGGGUCUUACUGCUAUGACUACUGGGUUCUUGUUUCUUUUGUCAAUUGUAUUUGGGCCGAUCUUCUCUUCUGUGCCGCCGUGGGCAACUGGACCUGCUCUUAUUCUGGUUGGAUGUAUGAUGGCUCGUCAGAUCACUGAGAUCAACUGGCGCUACAUCGGCGACACCCUCCCCUCAUUCGUUGUCCUCGCCUUUGUCCCAUUUUCAUACAGCGUAGCCUACGGCAUCAUCGCCGGCAUGUUUCUUUACACGGCUCUAAAUCUCAUGAUAUCUCUCACGGUCCGCCUUUCAGGCGGUAGACUGGAGCCAGAUAACUACGACAUGAAAGAGUACUGGACCUGGAAAGCCCCAGGAAGAAAACCAUGGUUUGUGCGAGCUUUCAGAAAUGUUACUUACUCAGCAAAGGAUACGCAUGAGUUGAGUCCUCAAACCUUUGAUUCCCAUGGUGGCUUGGACUGCGAAAUGAUGAGGGUUGCGUCGUCGGAUGAGAGGAAGGACAAUGCGCAUGUGUCGGUCUCUGUACCUUUGCCCGCGCUUUCUAGGUUCUCUCGUUGAGAUAUUUACGGCCUCUGGGCUACCUUGAUGUCUUUCAUGCAGGCGGCUAGGGCAUAUUGAUUACUUCUUGUACAUACUUCUUAGUUCACUUGGACUUUACGCAUUACUGCACCGAAUAUUUAUCGAUCAUUGUUACCAACUAAAAAUGUCUUUAUUGAACAAGUAGACGAAUUAUGGCUGCUCUCUCGUGCGUUCGGAUCCCGCCACAAAAGCA
Molecule: messenger RNA, 1987 nt
Organism: Fusarium verticillioides 7600
Lineage: Eukaryota; Fungi; Ascomycota; Sordariomycetes; Hypocreales; Nectriaceae
Product: MFS transporter, AGZA family, xanthine/uracil permease
Exons: 10
Coding region: 1-1773 (590 amino acids)
Biological process (GO): transmembrane transport
Cellular component (GO): plasma membrane
Molecular function (GO): purine nucleobase transmembrane transporter activity
Source: RefSeq, a predicted model, not a curated record